This is a messenger RNA of Knipowitschia caucasica, 1032 nucleotides long. Lineage: Eukaryota; Metazoa; Chordata; Actinopteri; Gobiiformes; Gobiidae. The record is from the annotation of a GenBank genome assembly.
AUGAACAGAAACAAAGCUUUAAAAAUACAUUCAAGGAGCAGAGAACCACUGAGGAGAGAGGAGGCCCCAGAGGAGGCCCCAGAGGAGGCCCCAGAGGAGAGAGGAGGCCCCAGAGGAGGCCCCAGAGGAGAGAGGAGGCCCCAGAGGAGGCCCCAGAGGAGAGAGGAGGCCCCAGAGGAGGCCCCAGAGGAGAGAGGAGGCCCCAGAGGAGGCCCCAGAGGAGGCCCCAGAGGAGAGAGGAGGCCCCAGAGGAGGCCCCAGAGGAGAGAGGAGGCCCCAGAGGAGGCCCCAGAGGAGGCCCCAGAGGAGAGAGGAGGCCCCAGAGGAGGCCCCAGAGGAGAGAGGAGGCCCCAGAGGAGAGAGGAGGCCCCAGAGGAGGCCCCAGAGGAGAGAGGACCCCCCCAGAUGGAUUUGAUGAAAGGACAUUCCUGGACCAGUCCGACCCGUCACGGCACAGCCGCACAGCGCCGGGCCAGACCCGUCACGGCACAGCCGCACAGCGCCGGGUCAGACCCGUCACGGCACAGCCGCACAGCGCCGGGCCAGACCCGUCACGGCACAGCUGCACAGCGCCGGGUCAGACCCGUCACGGCACAGCCGCACAGCGCCGGGUCAGACCCGUCACGGCACAGCCGCACAGCGCCGGGUCAGACCCGUCACGGCACAGCCGCACAGCGCCGGGCCAGACCCGUCACGGCACAGCCGCACAGCGCCGGGUCAGACCCGUCACGGCACAGCCGCACAGCGCCGGGUCAGACCCGUCACGGCACAGCCGCACAGCGCCGGGCCAGACCCGUCACGGCACAGCCGCACAGCGCCGGGUCAGACCCGUCACGGCACAGCCGCACACAGCGCCGGGCCAGACCCGUCACGGCACAGCCGCACAGCGCCGGGCCAGACCCGUCACGGCACAGCCGCACAGCGCCGGGUCAGACCCGUCACGGCACAGCCGCACAGCGCCGGGUCAGACCCGUCACGGCACAGCCGCACAGCGCCGGGCCAGGGGCCUUUGUCAUGUGUGAAAAAUGUUGA